Molecule: messenger RNA, 525 nt
Organism: Endocarpon pusillum Z07020
Lineage: Eukaryota; Fungi; Ascomycota; Eurotiomycetes; Verrucariales; Verrucariaceae
Exons: 2
Coding region: 1-525 (174 amino acids)
Source: RefSeq, a predicted model, not a curated record
AUGAAGACUCAAAGACCACUCCCACAAAACUCAGACCUACUAGUCUUCGAAUCAUCAACCCCCAAAAACAUCUCAGAAAGCCCAAAGAAUGCGUCUCCUACGCACCCAUCCCCUCCUUCAAACCCGCCUCCCUCUCCCCUCACGCCGCCCACCCCCCGCUCUAGCCGCCAGCACCGGAAUUUCACCACCUCCGCCUCGAUCCUCAACCCGAACGACGCAGACAAAAAAUCCUCCCUCAUGGACCGCGAUUCCAUCAACACCGAAUCCAACGAAUACAGCAAGACCGGCAGCGACGACAGCGCCGCGGGCCACGAAGACCCGGCUUUCCAACCGGGCAACAACGAUCCAGAGUCUCAGCUGGAAGAUAGUGGGCCCGGGGACGGCCGGGACCCGUUGAAGGUGAGCCCGGCGAAUCAUGAGGUUAGUCAGCCGAAGAUGGAUACGGAGAGAGGGGCGCAGAAGGGACCGGAGAGGACGGAGACGAGCGGUAAAGGGAGUGGGCCCAAGGGUGGGAAGGUUGGCUGA